Messenger RNA from Papaver somniferum (opium poppy), 1744 nucleotides. Its product is annotated as endoglucanase 8-like. Gene Ontology annotation, biological process: carbohydrate metabolic process. NCBI's taxonomy places the organism in Eukaryota, Viridiplantae, Streptophyta, Magnoliopsida, Ranunculales, Papaveraceae. Gene Ontology annotation, molecular function: hydrolase activity, hydrolyzing O-glycosyl compounds. The record is from RefSeq and is a predicted model, not a curated record. The transcript has 6 exons. Bases 78 to 1634 code for a protein of 518 amino acids.
CCGAAAAUCAAAAGCAAUCUAAGAAAAACUAUAGAGUGUGAGAAUUCUAGACAUAGUUAGAGAGCAAGAGAGAAAGUAUGGGUCGAUCGAGACUAUUGUCGUGUUCAAUAGUGUCAAUGUUAUUAUUAGUAACGUUGAUCAUGGUAAUGGUGAAUGAGAGUUGCUCCGCAAGAAGAGAAUUUACAUCAAAAAAUAGUAAAGAAGCAAAUACUAUUGACUAUGCAGAUGCUUUAACAAAAAGUAUUUUGUUUUUCGAAGGACAACGAUCUGGAAAAUUACCUGGAAAUCAAAGAAUGACAUGGAGGAAAGAUUCUGCUCUCAAUGAUGGUUCAUUAAUUGGGGUUGAUCUUUCGGGAGGAUACUACGAUGCUGGGGAUAACAUAAAGUUUAAUUUUCCUAUGGCGUUCACAACAACAAUAUUAGCAUGGAGUAUAUUGGAGUUCGGCCAACUCAUGGGUCCUGAUCUACAAUAUGCUAUGGAUGCAAUAAAAUGGUCAACAGAUUAUUUUAUCAAAUGCACGAAUAACGCCGACGUGAUUUACGUUCAAGUUGGGGAACCUUAUAGUGAUCAUGGUUGUUGGGAUAGGCCGGAGGAUAUGGACACUGAUCGAAUGGCAUAUGCUAUUAACACGACCCGUCCUGGUUCUGAGGUUUCAGCAGAAAUGGCUGCUGCAUUAGCAGCUUCCUCCAUUGUCUUUAAGUCUAGCGACCCUGGUUACUCUAAAACACUUCUCGACAGGGCAACACAGGUAUUUAACUUUGCGAAUACAUACCAAGGAAAUUAUAAUGAUUGUCUGAAGCCUUUUGUUUGCCCUUUCUAUUGCGAUUGGAGUGGUUUCCUGGAUGAAUUGGCAUGGGGUGCUCUGUGGCUAUACAAGGCAACCCAUCAACCUAGCUAUUUGGAUAUCCUCAGCAUGAAUAUAAAAAAAAUGAAAUCCACAAAUUACGUUGCUUAUGCUCAUGAAUUUGGUUGGGAUAAUAAGGAUGCUGGCAUCAAUGUACUCGCUACCGUUGAGUUGCUUUCGAAUGGAUCGUCACUCUCCAAUUAUUUAUCCAACGAUGGAGAGGAAUACCGCUUACAUGCUGAUGAAUUUGUUUGCGGUAUAUUGCCGGAAAAUCCCACUAGUGUAAAUUAUUCGCAAGGUGGGUUAAUGCACAAAAAGGUUGGAAGCAAUAUGCAAGUCGCAGGAGCGAUUUCGUUUCUUACUCUUGUCUAUGCUCUCCAUUUAGACGGUGCCCAACAAGCCAUUCAGUGUCCCGACGGAACUCAUGUUACUCCACAAAAAAUGGUUUCCAUUGCAAAGAGCCAAGUGGAUUACAUUUUGGGAAAUAAUCCAUUGGGCAUGUCAUAUAUGGUGGGAUACAGUAACAAGUUCCCAACUAGAAUACAUCAUCGUGCAUCAUCAAUGCCAUCGCUCGAUCAACAUCCUGAGCAGAUGCACUGUAAAGAUGGGACGCCCUACUUCGAAACCUCAAAUCCUAAUCCAAAUUUGCUGAUAGGAGCUGUAGUUGGAGGACCAGAUAUGAACGAUCAAUUUGCCGAUGCUCGGGUUGAAUUUACUGCAUCAGAACCAACAACUUACAUCAAUGCGCCUCUAACCGGGCUAUUCGCUUACUUUGCUCACAAUACUUAACUAAAUAUGCUAAAUCCGAUCAUAUCUAUUCUUUCUCCAAUGUCGUUUUGUAUGCGCCAUUAACUCUUAUGAUUUGAGUUUUAAAUGAAUAAUUACAAUAAACUUUUGAA